AUGUACCGUUUGACUAGUAAGAUUUGUAAUGGCACUACCACUACAUGUGGUAGUAGACUAACUACUCAUAUCUUAUCAACAAGACAAUACGCUUCUGCUACAGCUGCUAAAACAAUCACCAAUAACAAGAAUGUCGAAGAUCAAGACCCUCUAGUUAAUCAUGCUACCCAGAAUUCGUCCUUUGAUUAUGAAGGUGUGAUUGAAAACGAAGUCCUGAAGAAAAGACAAGAUAAAUCCUAUAGAUUCUUUAAUAACAUCAAUAGACUGGCCAAGGAGUACCCGAUGGCUCACAGACAAUCCGAAGCUGAUAAAGUCACCGUAUGGUGCUCUAACGAUUACUUAGCUUUAUCAAAACAACCUGAAGUUAUGGACGCCAUGAAACGCGCUAUUGAUAAAUACGGUGCAGGUGCAGGUGGUACUAGAAACAUCGCAGGUCAUAAUAUAUUGACUAUGAAAUUAGAAGCAGAACUAGCUGCUUUGCAUAAGAAAGAAGGUGCUUUGGUGUUUUCUUCAUGUUUUGUAGCUAAUGAUGCGGUGUUUUCAUUGUUUGGUCAAAAGAUUAAAGAUAUGAUCAUCUUUUCAGAUGAAUUAAAUCAUGCUUCCAUGAUUAUUGGUAUGAAACACUCAAAUCUGAAGAAGCAUAUCUUUAAACACAAUAACUUGGAAGAAUUGGAAUCGAUGUUGAAACAAUACCCUAAAUCCACCCCAAAGAUGAUCGCUUUUGAAUCUGUCUAUUCCAUGGCAGGCUCCGUCGCCGAUAUUAAUAAGAUUUGCGAUCUAGCAGAGAAAUACGGUGCCAUGACUUUCCUAGAUGAAGUCCAUGCUGUCGGGUUAUAUGGUCCUCAUGGUGCUGGUGUUGCCGAACAUGUCGAUUUCGAAGCUCACCGUAAAGCAGGGAUCGCCUCCCCUUCCAUAAAGGAUAACAACGGUCAUAAACUGGCAUUGGACCGUAUCGAUAUCAUCACAGGUACGCUAGGGAAAUCCUUCGGUACCGUUGGUGGGUACGUCGCCGCAAACAAACACAUCAUUGAUUUCUUAAGAUCGUAUGCACCAGGUUUCAUCUUCACUACGUCUUUACCUCCUGCAGUGAUGGCAGCCGCCUCCGAAGCAAUCCGUUUCCAAAGAGGUAACAUUGACUUGAGAACCGCACAACAGAAACACACCACGUACUUGAAGAACGGGUUACAAGAACUGGGGGUCCCAGUGGUGCCAAACCCUUCGCACAUCGUUCCUAUCCUGAUCGGUAAUGCCGAUUUGGCCAAGCAGGCCUCGGAUAUGCUGAUGGAGAAGCACAAGAUCUAUGUCCAAGCGAUCAAUUUCCCAACGGUGGCUAGAGGCACCGAGAGAUUGCGUGUGACUCCAACCCCGGGCCACACUGACGAGCUGUCGGAUGUGAUGCUGGAUGCCAUGGAAGACGUGUUUACUGAAUUACAAUUGCCUCGUGUCAAUGACUGGGAAGCUCAAGGUGGAUUCCUAGGUGUUGGAGAUCCAAAUGCUGUUAGGGAACCAAAUCUAUGGACAGAAACACAAUUGAAAUAUACUAAUGCGGAUUUGAAUCCAAAUGUGAAAUCUCCUGUGAUUCAACAAUUGGAAGUCUCCAGUGGUAUUAAGGAGUGA
Messenger RNA from Maudiozyma barnettii, 1617 nucleotides. RefSeq names its product 5-aminolevulinate synthase (gene HEM1). Gene Ontology annotation, biological process: heme biosynthetic process. The coding region runs from base 1 to 1617 and encodes 538 amino acids. Gene Ontology annotation, molecular function: pyridoxal phosphate binding; 5-aminolevulinate synthase activity. The transcript has a single exon. Gene Ontology annotation, cellular component: mitochondrion. Lineage: Eukaryota; Fungi; Ascomycota; Saccharomycetes; Saccharomycetales; Saccharomycetaceae. The record is from RefSeq and is a predicted model, not a curated record.